This is a messenger RNA of Lucilia sericata (common green bottle fly), 770 nucleotides long. RefSeq names its product protein sisterless A-like. The transcript has a single exon. The record is from RefSeq and is a predicted model, not a curated record. NCBI's taxonomy places the organism in Eukaryota, Metazoa, Arthropoda, Insecta, Diptera, Calliphoridae. Bases 12 to 641 code for a protein of 209 amino acids.
CACAGCAACUAAUGAACAGCAGCAUAAUGGAAAACUCAACAGAAAACGGAUAUUUUCUACAACAAAUAUAUAAAUCACUGUCACAGGACCUACAAAUACAACCAUUCAAUCCAGCGGCACUGGCCAGUGCUAUGAAUGUUAACCCGGAAAAUAUUGAUCAUAUGGUAGAGAUGGAGUUAAAGGUUAUAAAAGAAAAUGUUCUGAAGAAGGAACAGCAAUACGUGGAACAAAUGCUAAGGGAAAAUCCCAUAGUAAUUGAACGACGAAACAACAACAAUCAGCAGCCACAACAACAGCAACAAACAUCUAGUGACGAUGAUGUGGUAGAUGUUGUAACCGUUUCCACCUCUUCCAAGCGGGAAAACCAGAAAUUUUUGCAACAACAACGGGCCGAGGCUUGUCGCCGCUCACGUUAUAACAAUAAAAUCAAGAAAGCUAAAUCGAAAUAUCGUCACAAAUAUAUAUCACAGAAAUUACUACAAAGUGCUCAAAUGUUUGACUGUAUACAGGAUCUCAUUAAACAAGCUGAAAAUCAAUUACUUAGCCAAGGUUUACCCGAAGAUAAACUCCAGCAGUUACGUCAAAGAUAUGACAUGGAAUAUGUGCAAGAACUGAACCAAACCAUCAAAAUGGAAGAGUAAUAUGCAGCUCAUCAUCCUACUCCCCACCUCCUUUUCUUAUACCGUCAUUUGCUAAGGCCUGCAUAAGUAUGUGUGAAAAGCUAGUUCAACCUGCAAAUUCCUCAUCAUUUGCCUGCAGUAAUAUGACGG